Molecule: messenger RNA, 1073 nt
Organism: Clarias gariepinus (North African catfish)
Lineage: Eukaryota; Metazoa; Chordata; Actinopteri; Siluriformes; Clariidae
Product: C-type lectin domain family 4 member E-like
Exons: 5
Coding region: 1-717 (238 amino acids)
Source: RefSeq, a predicted model, not a curated record
AUGAGGAUGAGUCAGGAGACAUUGUCGAACCCUGGACCUCCUGCAUAUAACACCUUCCAGGCAGGUGAAGGCACCUCGGAGGAUGAGCUGGAAAUGGAGACUCCAACAGACAACCAGGAUCCUGAGAGCUCAGGGAGAGACAACAAAAGGAGCAGAUGUCACAGACUGACUGCAGUGUAUGUGCUGCUCCUGUUGGUGUGUGUGGGUCUCCUGGUCGCUAUCAUGGUGCUGUCGAUCAAAUACAUUAGUCUGACCACGGAAAAUAACCUGAGUACCCUGACCAUGGAGAGAGAUCGGUUGCAGAUGGAGAGAGAGGAACUCCAGAGGCUUUCUAAACAGGGAUGGAUGUAUUUCGACUCCAGUCUUUAUUACAUCUCUACUGAGGAGAAGAACUGGAAUAACAGCAGACAGGACUGCAAAGAGAGAGGAAUAGACCUGGUGAUCAUAAACAGCAAAGAGGAACAGACGUUCCUUCAUAACGUGCUGUGUGGCAGAAGAGCCUGGAUCGGUCUCGACAGGCAGGUCGAGGGCCAGUGGACGUGGGUGGAUGGUACCCCAGAGAGCGUUGGGUACUGGGGGAGUGGAGAACCCAACAACUUGGAAGGAAAUGAGUAUUGCGUUUUAACUGGUGAAAUGCCUGAUCCCGUCUACAACGGGGCCGACUAUCCCUGUGAUUAUGAGUUCACCUGGAUCUGUGAGAAGACUAUAUUUAACUGAAACGCUAAUCGCUUCUUUAUAAAUGGUGACCCUACAUUCUCAGAAAUAAAGGCACCUUUCUGUACUUUUCCCUGUUUUUUGGUGUGAGUAGACUACAUCUUUCAUAACCUUGAUUGAUAUAUUUAACCUGGUAGUCUGGAUAUCAUUUCUGAGCAUUUCUCCAUCAAAACCACUUCUUCUACACUGAGGAGACAGUUUCAGCUCAGGGUGUGUUUAGGAUUGUAUACGGUUUGUGGGGUUAUUUAGUGCUUGGGUGAGGUCAUGGAGAUGAUGAAAAGCAUAAGCCAACAACCUGGCAUUGAUUAUUUUCCUAUAACAGCAUGUCUGGAAGUGCCCUGAAGUCCUAAAGCUCCGAU